AUGCCUCUGUAUGAGUUGUUUUGUGUGGCGAUCGCGUCCGCAGAGUCGGCGCCGCUACGUGAUUUGGUGCAGUCGACCUCGCGCCUGGUGCUGAACCAUGGCGGCGUGGUGCGCAACGUGCAGUACUGGGGCAAGCGCACGCUGCCGCAGCGUGCGCGGCGGCACCAGCAGUACCACACAGCCGGCGAUUACUGGCUGAUGCAGUUUGAUACCAAUGCACCGACGCUCAAGGUGCUCAACGACCGCCUGCGCCAGGACCCCCGCGUGGUGAAGUGGAAUACGCUCAAGCUCGGCGAGAAGCUGCGCGAGCUCGUGCCGCCUGCCUCGUCCGGCGGCGCGACGCCGUCGCAGGCGACGAUGGGCGGCAAGUCGGUCGACUACCUCGGCUAA
This is a messenger RNA of Malassezia japonica, 390 nucleotides long. RefSeq lists its product as uncharacterized. Gene Ontology annotation, cellular component: mitochondrial small ribosomal subunit; ribosome. Gene Ontology annotation, molecular function: structural constituent of ribosome; small ribosomal subunit rRNA binding. The coding region runs from base 1 to 390 and encodes 129 amino acids. Gene Ontology annotation, biological process: translation. The record is from RefSeq and is a predicted model, not a curated record. NCBI's taxonomy places the organism in Eukaryota, Fungi, Basidiomycota, Malasseziomycetes, Malasseziales, Malasseziaceae. The transcript is spliced from 3 exons.